Mucor mucedo is the source of this 1106-nucleotide messenger RNA. RefSeq lists its product as uncharacterized. Gene Ontology annotation, molecular function: protein binding; protein-lysine N-methyltransferase activity. Gene Ontology annotation, biological process: peptidyl-lysine monomethylation. NCBI's taxonomy places the organism in Eukaryota, Fungi, Mucoromycota, Mucoromycetes, Mucorales, Mucoraceae. Bases 122 to 1099 code for a protein of 325 amino acids. The transcript has 6 exons. Gene Ontology annotation, cellular component: nucleus. The record is from RefSeq and is a predicted model, not a curated record.
AGAAAGAGUAGGUUUAUUUAUUUUUUUGGCUCAAAACGGAAGUGUCGAAUAUUUUAUGUGCGGAGUUGUAUAUGUCUGCUAAUAUGCAGCAGAUGUUUUGCCUCGUCAAUUCUCAACACCCAUGUUUUGGAACGAGACGGAUUUGUUAGAGUUAAAGGGCACAGAUAUUGUGGCCAAGAUUGGUAAGGAAGAUGCCGAGGCAACCUAUGAGCGAGAUGUGAAGCCCUUUGUCGAGAAAUAUUCAGACAUCUUUGACAAGGAGAUUCAUAAUUUGGAAUUGUAUCAUACAUGUGGUUCUUUAAUCAUGGCCUAUAGUUUCAAUGAUGAGCUUCAAAAGGAAGAAGAGUCUGAUGAUGAUGAAGAGGAAGAAGAAGAGGAGGAGGAGAAUGUGUUGAUUUCGAUGGUACCUAUGGCAGACAUGUUGAACCACAAGACGGGAUUCAAUAACGCCCGCUUAUUCCAUGAACCCGAGAGUUUACAGAUGCGAGCCAUCAAGGAUAUUAAAGAGGGAGAGCAAAUUUAUAACACUUAUGGUGAUUUAUGUAACGCAGAUUUGUUACGUAAAUAUGGAUUUGCAGAUGAUCAAAACGAAUUUGAUAUUGUGGAGAUUGAUGGUCCCUUGGUCGUUGAGUCUUGUUGUCCUGAUGCCCCCAAAGAACUUGUUGAACAAAAGAUUGAUUUUUUGAUGGAGGAAGGCGUAUUUGACGAAUGUUUUGUAAUUGAUUCCGACCACGAAAUUCCACCCGAAUUGAUUGUUUCAGUGCAUGUGUUGCUAUCCUCCGCCGACGAGUUUGAAACAAUGGUAGAGAAACAAAAGUUACCCAAGCCAAAAUUAACGGCCUCGGUCAAGAAAGUAAUCGAGCACAUUCUUCACAAGCGAUUGGAAGAAAGAUAUCCCACCACGAUGCAGGAGGAUGAGGCUGAAUUGGGAGAAUUAAAGGAAAUGAGUAAUAAGCGAAAUGCGCUAUUGGUUCGUGUGGGAGAGAAAAAGAUUUUACAGCAAACACUAGAUGCAUUCAAAUCUUUACCCGUGGCUCUUGAUAAGAAGCGUCCUUCCUCUCAACUUGACAACAAACAACAAAAAAAGUCCAAAAAAUAAUUUCUCC